Molecule: messenger RNA, 1484 nt
Organism: Brassica oleracea var. oleracea
Lineage: Eukaryota; Viridiplantae; Streptophyta; Magnoliopsida; Brassicales; Brassicaceae
Exons: 5
Coding region: 458-1411 (317 amino acids)
Source: RefSeq, a predicted model, not a curated record
AAGGAAUAUUCCAUAAUUCCAGAAAAAACUUAGAUGUUGGAGAAAUUUAUAUUUUCAAGGAAUUAUUGUGGGAAGUUUCUAAAUUUUCAUAUGCAAAAACGUUAACUUGUGGGAGAAGCAAAACUGAGAUUGGUGAAUUGACAGUGGCGUCUGAAGUUUAACAAAGGCAGCGAAAAGGAUAAACUCUGGAGAAUUUUUUUUUUUUGGUUAGGCAAAGGAAUCAGAAGAGGAAUAUUUGGUUUGGUCUUCUAAAAUUCUUUAUUCCUAUUCAAAUUCUAUACACCAAGGAGGGGCUCUACUUGCUUUUUCUACAAGUAGCCGUCUUCUUUAUCAAUCAUCAUCAUUAUCUUGUGCACAUAAAGAUAAAAUAGAUCAUUUCUUUGACCAUUCAAUCAGUUCUGUGUUCCUCCCAGAUUCAAGGCAAAUUAUCUUCUCUUCUGUGACUAAUAAGUGUUUGAUGGGGGAUACUUGCGAAAAUUCAAAUAGAGUUAAGCUUCGUGAUGGGAGACUCUUAGCUUAUAGAGAAAGUGGAGUUCCAAAGGAGGAAGCUAAGUACAAGAUUAUUCUUGUUCAUGGCUUUGGAAGCUCUAAAGACAUGAACUUCUCUGCCUCAAAAGAGCUUAUACAAGAGCUUGGAGUGUAUCUUCUAUUCUAUGACCGUUCUGGAUAUGGAGACUCGGAUGCAAACACUAAACGUUCCCUUAAAAGUGAAGUUGAUGACAUAGCAGAACUUGCAGAUCAUUUGGAGAUAGGACCUAAGUUUUACCUCAUUGGAAUCUCCAUGGGAUCUUACCCAACUUGGGGUUGUCUAAAACACAUACCUCAAAGGCUAUCCGGUGUGGCUUUUGUUGCUCCAGUUGUGAACUAUCGCUGGCCAUCGCUUCCUAAGAAGCUUAUAAAGAAAGACUACCGGAGAGGUAUUAUCAGAUGGUGUUUAAGAAUAUCAAGAUUUGCACCUGGACUGUUACAUUGGUGGGUUGUACAGAAGGUCAUACCAUCAAACAGCUCGGUUCUUGAGAGCAAUCCAGUCUACUUCAACAGCCAUGACGUGGAGGUUCUCAAGCGUACCACCGGCUUUCCCAUGCUUACCAAGGAUAAGCUACGCGAAAGAAAUGUUUUCGAUACGCUAAGAGACGAUUUUGUGGCUUGUUUCGGGCAAUGGAACUUCGAACCAGCGGAUCUAAACAUCACUGAAGAAAGCUCUGUCCACAUCUGGCAUGGGAAGGAAGACAAAGUCGUCCCGUUUCAACUUCAAAGAUGCAUUCUCCAGAAGCAGCCUUUGAUCAACUACCACGAGAUCCCUCAAGGCGGACAUCUCAUCGUCCACUACGACGGCACUUGCGACGCGAUUCUACGCUCUCUAUUGCUCGGUGAAGAACACAAAAUGUACAAACCAGUUCUUGAUUCUUGAUUCAAAAGUGUGACAAUGACAUUUACAUUAAUGUAUAUAAACUGUGUGUUUUGAACGAAGUAAAUGGAUUAGC